Molecule: messenger RNA, 780 nt
Organism: Maniola jurtina (meadow brown)
Lineage: Eukaryota; Metazoa; Arthropoda; Insecta; Lepidoptera; Nymphalidae
Product: methylenetetrahydrofolate reductase
Exons: 2
Coding region: 112-780 (222 amino acids)
Biological process (GO): tetrahydrofolate interconversion
Cellular component (GO): cytosol
Molecular function (GO): FAD binding; methylenetetrahydrofolate reductase [NAD(P)H] activity
Source: RefSeq, a predicted model, not a curated record
GAAACGCAUAAUUUUAUAACCUCGUGAAGUAACGUUUUAUUAAGUGUGCACUUUUACUUGAACAGAGACACGAAAUCUUAUUUUGUAAGUGAUCGAGUUAUAGGAAGAAUAAUGGCGGGAAGAAUAACUGAAAUAAUAAACAAUGAAGGAAAUAAUAUGUUCUCGUAUUCCUUCGAAGUAACGCCUGAUAUAAAGGAUUUUGAGUUGGAAAGUUUGGACUUGGAACCGAAAUUCUUUUCUAUAACAUGGCACGCGCAAGUGCACGAGUGUGCAAAUUUUGAAAUAGCACCCUUAAAACUAGCAAAAUAUUUAAGGAACAAAGGCAAAAAUGUGUUAUUGCAUAUAUCUUGCUGUAACAUGAGAAAGAAUUACUUAGAUGAUUUGUUGGUGCUGCUGAAAGAUAUAGGCAUUUGUAAUUUAUUUAUAAUUCUAGGAGAAAAGUUUGAUUUCUUAAAUUCGGAUUUCGAAAGCAGCCAAGACAUGAUAAUUCACAUACGACGAAGUACUGGAAAUUAUUUUUGCAUCGGCGUCGCUGGUUUUCCUGAGCGAGAAGGAAAUAUUUUGCAGUUAAAAGAAAAAGUUAAGUGUGGAGUUGAUUUUAUAUUAACUCAGGCAUUCUUCGAGCUCAAACCAUUUAAAAAAUUUGUAAUGGAUUGUAAAGAAGCUGAUAUAAAUAUCCCUAUAAUUCCUGGAGUAUUUCCGUUUGAAACUGAAAAAGAAUUACAAGGUUUUAUGAUAGUCGGCGCGGCGAACCUUGAUCCCUAUUGCAGUUCGUGUUAG